GUCACAUAUCCUCUUUCACACUCUCUCUAUAUAUAGUUCCUACAGAGACCAGGAAACAUACAUCAAAAGCACUAACUCUAGUUACCAAAGAAGAAAUAAAGAACUCCAAAAAUGGUAAUUCUCACUGCAGUUCUCGUCCUACUUCUUACCUUAGGCUUGAUACUAACCUUCUCAUGUUCAACAAAAGACCUAAAACCACAAACCAAACCAACGUCGUUUCCACUCAUUGGCUCAAUCCUCUCCUUCAACAAAAAUCGCCACCGUCUUCUCCAGUGGUACACCGACCUCCUCCGUCUCUCUCCGACUCAAACCAUCACCAUUGAUCUCCUCCUCAACCGCCGCACCAUCAUCACGGCCAACCCUGAAAACGUUGAGCACAUUCUCAAAACAAACUUUUGUAACUUCCCUAAAGGCAAACCUUUCACCGACCUCCUCGGAGAUUUACUUGGCGGUGGCAUCUUUAACUCGGACGGCGAGCUAUGGAGUUCGCAGCGGAAACUCGCCAGCCACGAGUUUACAAUACGUUCUCUUAGGGAGUUCACUUUCGAAAUCCUCCGCGAAGAAGUCGAAACCCGCCUCGUUCCGGUGCUUUCCUCCGCCGCUGCUGACUACGGCGGAGGAGGGGGAGGAGGAGGAAGGACGGUGGAUUUUCAGGAGAUCUUGAAACGUUUUGCUUUCGAUGUAGUUUGCAAAGUUUCUUUAGGUUGGGAUCCGGAUUGUUUGGAUUUGACCCGACCCGUUCCGGAUCUCGUCGAGGCUUUCGACGUUGCUGCUGCGAUCAGCGCUCGCCGCGCGACGGAGCCAGUUAACGCCGUGUGGAAGCUGAAGCGUUUGUUCAACGUGGGGAGCGAAAGGAGGCUCAGGGAAGCGAUCAGGACCGUGCACGUGUCCGUCUCUAAGAUCAUCCGUGCCAAGAAGAAGUGUCUCGACAUCGGUGGUGACGUUUCAGACAAGCAAGACCUCUUGUCGAGGUUUUUAGCCGCCGGCCACGACGAGGAAUCCGUGAGAGAUUCGGUGAUCAGCUUUAUCAUGGCGGGAAGAGAUACAACGUCGGCGGCGAUGACGUGGCUCUUCUGGCUGUUGAGCGAAAACGAUGACGUGGAGAAGAAGGUUCUUGAAGAAGUGAGAAACAAGGGAUCUUUAGGGUUAGGGUUUGAGGAUUUGAGAGAGAUGAGUUACACGAAAGCUUGUCUCUGCGAAGCAAUGAGGCUUUACCCACCAGUGGCGUGGGACUCAAAGCAUGCAGCAAACGACGACGUUUUACCAGACGGGACACAAGUCAAGAGAGGAGACAAAGUUACUUAUUUCCCUUACGGCAUGGGAAGGAUGGAGAAAGUGUGGGGUCAAGACUGGGACGAGUUUAAACCGAACCGAUGGUUUGAAGCAGAACCAAAUUACGGUACAAAACCGGCGUUGAAAAGCGUGAGCUCGUUCAAGUUCCCUGUCUUCCAAGCCGGACCAAGGGUUUGUAUAGGGAAAGAAAUGGCGUUUAUGCAGAUGAAAUACGUUGUUGGUUCGGUUUUGAGUCGGUUUGAGAUAAUACCGGUUUGCAAGAAACCACCGGUAUUUGUUCCUCUAUUAACGGCUCACAUGGCUGGUGGGUUAAAGGUGAAGAUAAAGAGGAGAAAACAUUAAUUAGUGGAUAUCACUAUUGAAUUAAUCAAGUCAUGUCCUUAUAAAAAUAUCUAAACGAAUAUGUAAAAUGUGUGGUUUAUAGAUUUAAAUCAAAUCAAGAUAUGAAUGUGUGAUUCACAGUUUCA
Molecule: messenger RNA, 1760 nt
Organism: Raphanus sativus (radish)
Lineage: Eukaryota; Viridiplantae; Streptophyta; Magnoliopsida; Brassicales; Brassicaceae
Product: cytochrome P450 94B1
Exons: 1
Coding region: 112-1635 (507 amino acids)
Molecular function (GO): iron ion binding; oxidoreductase activity, acting on paired donors, with incorporation or reduction of molecular oxygen; heme binding
Source: RefSeq, a predicted model, not a curated record